Tachyglossus aculeatus (Australian echidna) is the source of this 615-nucleotide messenger RNA. RefSeq lists its product as uncharacterized. The transcript is spliced from 5 exons. The coding region runs from base 1 to 615 and encodes 204 amino acids. NCBI's taxonomy places the organism in Eukaryota, Metazoa, Chordata, Mammalia, Monotremata, Tachyglossidae. The record is from RefSeq and is a predicted model, not a curated record.
AUGCGGCUGCCAGAAUCCAGGGAUGGGGGAGAUGGUCGACCGCUCGCCCCCGCUGAGGGCGGGCGGAGGGGAACCGGGCCCCCCAAGGACGUGGAGCCUGGGGGAGCCCUCCCCUCGGAACCGCUUCUUGACAAACCGGCCCCUGCCAACGUGUCCAGCCUGGCCCAGCAAGGGCAGGGGAGAAAGGGGGAUUCCCGCCUCCGGGAAAAUUCAGCGCCCACGCCUCCGGGCCUGCUCACGAAGGACGCGUCCGGGUGCCCGAUCGGUGCCAGCAGGCCCGGUCUCGUAAACGAGCCCUCCCACUGGCUCCGGCGGGAACGAAACUUACGAAUCCCGGCGACGUUCCUGCCCACUGGACGCGGGCCGGCGGCACCAGCCGGCAGCGCUCCCAGGAUGAUCCCGGCCCGGCGACAGCAGUCGAUCGGGACGACUUUGUCUCUUGCCGACUGCUGGGGGGACCGCGGCGCGCCCAGUUGGCUCCCGGGCCCAGGGCAAGCAGAAAUGGGCCACGUGGCCCGCGGAGGUGCCCGGUCCGGACUGGACCCGGGCGGGAAGAAGCCACGCGGGCACCCGGCCGGGGGGCACUACCCCACACACCCUCUGGCUCCCUACUGA